Molecule: messenger RNA, 831 nt
Organism: Podarcis lilfordi (Lilford's wall lizard)
Lineage: Eukaryota; Metazoa; Chordata; Lepidosauria; Squamata; Lacertidae
Source: the annotation of a GenBank genome assembly
GUCCAGAAAUUUUAUGUAGCCAUCAUACAAAUUAACGGGAAUUUUAAAACACAAUAUAUCUGAACAAUGCAACAUUUAAUUACAAGUCUCUUAAAAUUUCCUCUUAUUGUAUUGCUGUUUUUUGGAUUUGAAAAGUCCAUAUAAUGAAAUUUCUAUAUAAAUUCAGAACUGGUUCAGCUCAGCCCUCUGUGCAUUUUUGCAUUUCUGAAAGUUCAGUCCUUGGGAAAAUGCUUUUCUCCCUCCUUUUCAUAGAUGUGUUGGUAUGGAGUAAUGACAGAGUCAUACGCUGGAUACAAGCAAUUGGAUUGCGAGAAUAUGCAAACAAUGUGUUAGAAAGUGGGGUGCAUGGAUCGCUCAUAGCCCUGGAUGAUAACUUUGAUUACAGCAGCUUAGCUUUGUUAUUGCAGAUUCCAACACAGAAUACACAGGCAAGUAAACUAAAUUUGCUAAUUGUAAUUAUUUCCCAUGGAUUUUAACUUUUUUAAAACAUUGCUUCAAUUGUUUGAUUUGGUUAACCAUAGGCACGGCAGAUCCUUGAGAGAGAAUACAACAAUCUGUUAGCACUAGGAACAGAUAGACGACUUGAUGAAGUAAGUAAUUUUAUUUAUACUUAAUAGGUAGCAGAGAAUACGAAAUGGUUGAUUUUGGUCCUCAUAUAUAUAGAUACCACUGCUCACUUGGCCCACUAACCCUUAUUAAGCUGGAGAUUCUCCUUCCCAACCCAUGCAACUACUAAGCUCACCUUUCCCCUUUUGGGGGCCACUUCACUCUUCUAUUCUGCAGUCCUGCUUUGCACCCCUUUUCACCUUCACCCGCAUGUCUCUUCCUCCU